GUUGCCGGCUGUCGGAAAAAGGUCGUUAUGUUUGUUGACGUGAAGCAAAGACGUUGCUGGCCAUGUCCUUGAUAUUUGACAAUGAUGACACAUGUAUUUUUGUCGGAGGGUUAAAGAGAGAUCUGGUUGCUCGAAAGCUGAAAGGUUACCUAACCCUCCUGUUCAAAUGCCUCAACCUUGACAUCAGAAGACGCCAUAUAACAGUCAUCAACAGCAAGAAAUCAGACUACUGCUAUGCAUUUGUUGAUCUGCAACAUGUUGAAACAGUGAAGUACGUUCUUCAUCGCUUGAGUUCCGAGACUAACAGAGCAGAUGUCAAUUUUGACUUCACUUCAAUACAAGACCCAAACAAGCGUCUCAAGGUUGACUACAAGAAACCACCAAAACAGUCCCCACAAAGAAUAGUUGACCGCAGUAACAAUGGUGCUGACAAUGGCACUGAACCACAGUUCUCAUUGGCUGAUAAGGUUAAGAAACUUCCGUUCUCAAGUCCGACUCAUCAGGGCAAUCAUGCACAGACAUCAACCACGGGUCUGGCGACACAAACAUCAAAACCAGUCUUACCACCCCUUGAAAGUGUUCAGGUGUCCAUGGCUACAUCAGUCAGUGGACUGGGUCCCAAUGCACCUAAGCGUUUCUAUCAUUACCGGGAAACUUUAGGCAAUGAGACUCGGACUGCUGAGUUCAAACAGGGAGGGUUUGUUGCAAGUGAACGCAAAUACCUGUUACAGGACAAUAUAGGGAAGUAUGUAUGUGGCUUUCUCAACUCGAAUGGUGGGACAUUGUUCAUCGGUGUAGACAAUGAUGGCUAUGUAGUUGGUGUUGUGUGCGACCAGCAAGAUGAGGACAAACACCGACUGUCCAUAGAUCAUGCCAUCAAGUCCAUAAGUCCAACAUUGCUACCCAACCUGUACACUGUCGACUUUGUACCAGUCCUGGAUGAAGCCAACUCUUUCUCCUCGAAUUUGAAGGUCCUAGAGGUGAAGGUGAAGGACCCAGAUGAUCAUGCUGAGCUGUACUUGUACCGUGGUGAUGCCUUUCUGCGUCGGGAUGGCAGUAUUCAGAUGCUGAAAGCCCGGGAAAUACAACACUGGGAGAGACAGAAACAAGAGAAGUCUCAAGAAGGCCGGGAAGAAGUCAUGGUGAAGCUGAUGGAGAAGACAAAUGAGCUGCAGGCCUUACAGAAGCAGAUGUUGGAGUUAGAGCGAAAGAACAAGAAGUCCAGAGUCUGCUCAGUCAUGUAGCCCGGAUUCUUCUGCAAUGUCUUGUGUCAGUUUUGUAAGGAUGAUCAGCCUUAGAUUAGAUUUUUUUGUUUCAAAAACAACAUGAUUACAGUUGUAUAAAGAGUUUAAAGAGAAUAUUCAGGAACAUCAGCACACUUUUCUUAAUUUAUUGUUUUAAUGGUUAAUGACGGUUAAGUGGAGAACUAUACUGUAUGGAUGUAUGCAUUUCCUGACUUAUUGGUUGUACAGGCUGACCAGGUCAGGUGAAGGUCACAGCAAGAAAACCUUCAUUAUGUCAAUAUACAUUGUCAGAUAUGUAGAACAUAUUUUGUUGUUGUUUAGGUGUGAUUAUGUGUUAUUGGCCUUCGGUGCACCUAGACACAUAUGCCUCAACUUCAUGACACCUGAUGUCAGGGCUGCUUGAGGGGGUUUCAGUUCCCUUCCUGUUGAUAUUUUCUGCCUGAGUAGUUACUUGUUUCUUUGACCCUUCAUUGUUUCAAGGGGUUUUCCAGUACAAUAAGGAUGCCCAUCUUAUAAUUAACCAUCAUGUUCACGAACUUCUUCAUGAAUCUGACGUCAAAUCAACAUUUAUUUAAUUGUUUUUUCUGGUUUCUUAGAUAUUGUUUACAGAUAUUUUCACAGAUGUGUUUAUGGAUAUGUCUACAAAUAUGUGAGUUGAGAAAUGUAUUGCUGUUAUGUUUAUACACAUGUUGAUGAUGGCAGUGUGACUUUUAUACUAGCUUCUUACAAACUACUGUGAUAUUUGCCCCCAUUCCUUUGUAGUGUGUGUAGCAGUGUGGAAUGUCUGCUGUGACUUCUAGGUCGGUACAAAUUAAUAUUUUUACAAAUGAGUUUGAAUGAUGUACAUCUGAUUAUAAUCAGUUAUGAUUUGUGAGUGAGAGAGUAUGGUUUCACAAAACCUUCAGCAAUAGUAGGCUGAGAGUGGACAACAAGGUGCAGAGAUUUACACAUGAUAUGCAUGGUAGAAUCAAACUCAGUUUAAGGGCAGCUGUUUAACUUGUCACAUAUGUGCCUCAUAAGUGCCUUGUAACAUGGUACAGGCUGAGGAAGAUCAACUGCAGAAAAGUUCCCACACUGAUGUUAAAUGUCUGAUAGAAGCCAAGAGAAUAUCCUCAUUUCAGAACCUGAAGAAACUCAGACUUGCCAAGGCAUUGUAGCCUUGCUUUGGAAUUUUAGGAUAUUUUUGUUUCUGACACUGCAUGUGAGUCUAAGAAAACACAGAAAUGAAGACAAAGACUUUUGGGCAUGGCAACUCAAUUAUGUAUAAAGCCAAAAUGCUGAGAACAUUUUGGCUUCUUUCUGUUAUGUCUGCUAAAAACAUCACUCUGUUUAAUGGGAUGUUAUUAUUGGAUUAUUUGACCUGCUAAAAAGUCACUCUGUUAUAAGGGAUGAUAUUAUUUGAUUAUUUAACCCGCUUAAAAGGCCACUCUGUUAUAUGGUAUGUUAUUAUUUGAUUAUAUGAUCCGCUAAAAUGGUCACUCUUUUAUAAGGGAGGUUAUUAUUGGAUUAUUAAACCCGCUUAAAGGUCACUCUGUUAUAUGGGAUGUUAUUAUUUGAUUAUAUGACUUGCUAAAAAGUCACUCUGUUAUAAGGGAGGUUAUUAUUGGAUUAUUUGACCUGCUAAAAAGGUCACUCUGUUAUACAUGAUGCUAUUAUUUGAUUAUUUGUCAGCAGACACUAAAGCAGCAUGUAUAUUUCGUUAUGGGUCUUUUAAUGUUUAAUAAAUAAUAUUUUUGACUAUUGACCCCAUGGUUUUGAUAAAAAAUGUGUAAAUAGAGGAAUAAUAGGACCAGGUGCCAAUUAGAAGCAUGCAUGAUUCUGUGGAACUCCACCCUCCUUAAUAGGAGCAUUACAGUUGUGGGUGUUCAACCCUUCAUUGUAACCUGUAUUAACAUAUUAAUGUAGCACCUUAAUGGUCUGGUCACAAUCACAGGUUCUGUUGGUACAUAUGCUUGGUAAAAGGACCCAUAUGCUUACAUCAUGAAAAGAUCAUAUGUACCUUUUCAUUUUGCAGUAGUGCCUUCAUGUGAAAAUGUGUACUUUCUACUGCCUUUGUGUUAAAAUAUGUACUUUCUACUACCUUCAUGUUAAAAUAUGUACUUUCUACUGCCUUCAUGUUCAAAUGUGUACUUUCUACUGCCUUCAUGUUAAAAUGUGUACUUUCUACUGCCUUCAUGUAAAAAUGU
Molecule: messenger RNA, 3430 nt
Organism: Haliotis rubra (blacklip abalone)
Lineage: Eukaryota; Metazoa; Mollusca; Gastropoda; Lepetellida; Haliotidae
Exons: 5
Coding region: 63-1244 (393 amino acids)
Source: RefSeq, a predicted model, not a curated record